Molecule: messenger RNA, 1066 nt
Organism: Glossina fuscipes
Lineage: Eukaryota; Metazoa; Arthropoda; Insecta; Diptera; Glossinidae
Exons: 2
Coding region: 47-790 (247 amino acids)
Source: RefSeq, a predicted model, not a curated record
AAAGAAGUCGCUGAAUACUGAAAUCGUUUAAAGAAAAGUUCCCCAAAUGGAGGCAAUAGUCGUUUUAUGUUUAAUUGCGAUUGUCUCAGCUACCUUCGACAACUACAAUGACAAUAAUCGAAAAGACGAGUUAGAGCGUAGCGACGGCUCGUCUUUAAACAAUAAUUGGCAUAUUAACGGUGUUCUUGGCGCUCAGAACUUCGCCAAUCGACAUUACGGCUUUAAUCGCCAAUAUCCACAACUACAGCAACCAUCCACUGUUAUCACCAAACAAUUUUUCGUCCAUGCGGCUCCCGAGGACGCGGACGAAGGGUAUCAGGAGAAGCACGUUACGUUAGGUCCUGCAAGGAAACAUUAUAAUAUUGUGUUUAUUAAGUCUCCGUCAGUAUCGAAUCGUAAGACUGCCCUUAAGAUUAGUCCCGCUUCUCAUGAAGAGAAGACCAUUAUUUAUGUUUUAAACAAGAAAGCGGAAGCGGCCGAAAUACAUGCGGAAAUUUUAGAAAAACCCACGACUACGACGAAACCACAGGUUGUUUUCAUUAAAUACAAAACCGAUGAGGAAGCUGCCAAUGCCCAAGAGUAUAUUAAAACUAAAUUCGAAGCUUUAGGUGACAGCCACGCUCAAGUUGGCGAUGAACGCACGGCUUCGAUAGAUUCUUUGGAUCAUAGCUCCCACAUUAGUGAUGGGAUUGGUGGAGCUUCCACUACGGGAAUAGGCCGGGCGGUAUCCUCGGAUUCGCAUGGCAGUGUACACAAUGAAUAUUUGCCUCCAAUUUUAUCAAUUCGAUAAAUGUCUUUGAUGGGUUUUUAUUGGAUUUGUUCUUAUAUAUAUAAGUCUCCUAACUUUUCUUUAAUUUGAUGUCUAAUUAGCCCAUGCCACUCAAUCAUCAUGUUUCGUGGUGAAUUGUUUCUUAUAUUCUUCAGAAGAAACUCAUUUGAAUGUAAAACGGUGUGCAAAUAUUCAGUGUGAAAAAAUUUGGAAUAACGGUUGGAAUUUUAAUUACACACUUUUUUUUAGUUAUUAUUUUAUCGUCGGAGGCGAAUGUGCUGACGACCACUAAAUUAA